CUUGUAGCAAUAAGACACCAUCGCAACUUUGGUCUGGUGUAGAGUUAUUGGUGACCUGUGAAGGCACUGAAGUAAUUUCUUCCUUUUGAGCUUUGUAUUUUGUGUGGACUCUAUUAAGUUGUGGACAACAUUGAGUGAAUGUUAGGAAUCCUCGUGAGAAGCCUUGGAAGACAACUUAUUAUGCUGAAGCAUGAAAAAGGGAAAGUAAUUUUUUAUUCAAUAGCAAAAACUGCGACAACAGAAGCCAAACACCACCCUACCCUUGUUCCAAUUCAUGGUAUUGUUUUUGAUUUGGAUGGCACCCUUACUUUGCCUGUGUUGGACUUUGCCAAACUUCGUAAGGAGCUUCAGUGCCCUAAAGGUGUUGAUAUUUUGGAAUUUUGUAAUUCAAAAAUUGGACAGGAAAAGGAAGCUGCUCUUGAAAUUGUAGUUAAAUUUGAAGAGGAAGGAAGACAAAAUACCAAGCUACAACCAGGAGUGUUUGAACUACUUAAAUUUUUGUCUGCAAGCGGAUUAAAAAGAGCACUCAUCACAAGAAAUUUACAGGCUUCUGUGGAUCAGUUUUUGGCAUUAAUGGGCCAUCCUGAUGACUAUGGAGGUCCACUAACUCAUUCUCUCACUCGUGAGUUCACACCACCCAAACCAGAUCCUGCUCCCCUCCUUCACAUUUGCAGGGACUGGGGAGUUCAUCCUAAGAAUGUUGUCAUGGUGGGUGAUCAUCUUCAUGAUAUUCAGUGUGGUAAAAGUGCAGGAUCAGUGACAAUAUUACUGAACGAUUCAACUAAUGGUGAUUUCAAGAAGGAUGCGGACUUCAAUGUGGACUCUCUGAGUGAGAUUAUCACUUUGAUUACCUCUCACGAGAGAUUUUCUAUCAUCAGAGAAGAUCCUAAUACUGGAACAUAAAAGAAUAGACUCCUUCUUUUUUACCUCUGUUUAAUAGGAAUCUUGUAAUUAGGAAUAAAACCAGAUGUAAAAUCUUGAAAGGGCAAAAUACUGCAACCAGUCGAUGUUAAAAAUAAUGUCCUGCAGUCUCCAGUCUCCUUCGAAGGAGACUACAGCCAUAAUCUCAGCAUCACGACAACUCAGUGUGAGAGGGGGUUACGUGUGGUGCCGUAUCACGUAAUCUUGCCAGCUUCUCUGCUUGUCGUUUUUGGAGAUUAGGCCGUCUUCAUUUUCAUCGAGCACUCGAAAUACGACCAGCUACGGAGCCAGUCUAACUUUUUCCAAAUGUAAAAUUCGAUCUUUUGAAUCUGGGUCUCGAAGGUCGCAUAACCUUUCCGUUCUUCCCUCCCAGGUCCCCUUCAUACACCAGCCAUGCAGGCUUCUUUCCUGCAAAGCACUUAUGGAGACGUGCGUUGAGCAAAACGCGCUCUUUUGACAUCGUGAAAAAGGGGAUAGGGUUUUCCAACCCUAUCUCCUUUUUUCAGGGGACAGUGAGGAAAAAAAGGAGGAUAAUGGACGCUAGGAAGAGUACGUGUUCCCCCCCCCCUCCCCCCUUCCCCUUCCACUGCCACUUCAAAGUGACAGAAAUUGUUCCCAGGAAAGUACAUCAAAACGCGCAAAAAAGAUAUUGGAGCAUGUCUAAAUUUUCAAAUUGGGGGAGGAUGCCCUGAGCCCAUUACAUUUUACAUUACAAGGAGAACAACGUCUUACUUCGAGCUCCCUUCAGACCAUAAGAUUCUCAACCAACGGAAAAAAUGACGAAUACGAUACAUUUAAAUGAAAUAGCAGAUGCAUUAAUGAUAUGUACAGCAGUUCGUAUUUCCAUGAAACUCAAAGCCCAUCAUUAGGUUUCCGAUCUGAUAACUCUUCACCUAAUUCAUCGAGUGUGUUUAUCGUCUUGACCAAGAAAUGUCAUCCCGUCACUCAUAGUGUGCACUACAAACCAUAAACCGCAGGCUGCUAAACAUCACAUCAAAUUUCAACACAGAACCACCAGCCAAUAAGUUGGUGUUCUCAAGUAAGUCGCGCAGCAGGAAUGCAAACUAAAAAUUUUUCACUGGAAGAGGGGUAUGAAUAGGUUAAGUUCUCGAGGCUAACAUUCUCUUGCCAAAUCGGAAGACAAGACUAUAGCGAUUUACCGAUUUGUGGGUUAAAAGUUAAGACGCCAAACAAAACGAAAUAUUUCGCCAUAGUUUUCAAAAAUGUUUGUUAGUUCUCUCCAUGGCUGGUGAACCAACUUAUUUGGAACGAAGUGCCACUGAAGAUUUGGAAAGACCUCCCCCCUCUUUUCUUUUAGUCUUGUUUUUAACCGACCUUUGCGCAUGCCCAAUGACUGCUCCACUGAACAAGUGUUGCAGUCCAACUGAAGUCCUGUUAAAGAAGAGAUUCCAUGUUGCCACGCGUUACCACAUUUUGAUGCCUUCUGUGAUCUACUACUGUACAGACUCGCGGAAACUUGGAAUUUAUUUGUCCUAUAUAAUAAAAAAUGUCGUUUACAGUAACGUCAUCUAUGCAAGAACUGAUCAGAACGCGCCGCAAAAUUCAGCUUAUCAUAUGAUUCAGCUUAUUUCAUAAUUACCUGUAACCAAUACGCGUACUUCACGGAAUCAGUGUAAACUAUCAAUGUAUUUGUGUAAAUAAUGUGGAAGAAGAGAAAGCCUUUUGAAAGCCGGAAAAAGUAGCGUGAGUGAUUGUUCCAACUAAUUAUCAUUUGCAUUAUGCAUGCGCAAUUCACGAUAUUGGUGUUGAAACAAUAACAAAAAUUGGUGAAUGCUCUGAUUGAAAACGAGAAGCGUACAGAACAAAAUUUACGAGUUGUGGAGAAAAUCCUCAGCACCUCUUUCUCCGGUUCACAUCAUUGACCACCAAACGGUAGAAAUAAGGUAUAGUCACGAAAAAUGUUCCUGAUGCGAUGAACUUUUUUAAUAUUAUUAUUCAUGUUGCUCGCGAAGCUGGCUUGUAAACAUAACCGAAUGUCGAUUUAACACUCUUACGUAACCUGCAAAUAUUUUAAGUAAAUUUUGGUAAGAAUCAAUCAAACUGGAACGAAAUAUCACAAGGGGUUGGUAGCUAGAGGCAACAGCCUUGCUCAGGCGACAUUACUUCGGGUGACUAAAAGCAAUAUCCUGUCAUGUGUUACUCCUAAAUCUUAUCCCAUUAGCCACUUUAUUAUGGAUUACCUACGUUUAAAAAUAAAUGUCCCGUACAUUAUUUACGUUGCAGGAAAAAUUAUCCUGCAUGAUACCUUACUCAAGAAUAUUUAAAAUCUACAUUAGAAAUAACAUUGUCUUGCAAAGCAUUCACCUUAGACAGCUGUUCGCUGUGGGAAAUAUUCAUGUUGGAAAUCUGUAUGUUUUGCAAGUUCUUGUAAAUUAUGGAGGGGCGAAAAAAAAGUCUGGUUAACCACACUCGACAUCUAGGAACUUUGGUUAGAUUGGUUUGGUUUAGAUAAACAAAGAAUAAAAAAACCUUUUUAGCCUAA
This is a messenger RNA of Pocillopora damicornis (cauliflower coral), 3424 nucleotides long. RefSeq lists its product as uncharacterized. Lineage: Eukaryota; Metazoa; Cnidaria; Anthozoa; Scleractinia; Pocilloporidae. The record is from RefSeq and is a predicted model, not a curated record.